AAGACUGCAAUGUUGACCUUAGCGAAAAUUUUGUUGAUUUUAAGUCUAUUCAUUUGGUUACCAUUUGCAAGGCCGGAGGAAAAAAAUCCAGGAAGAAAUGUAACUCAGUACAUCACAGAAGAUUUAAAAACAGCGGGAAACCAAUCCAUUCCUUUGGAAAGAAGGAAAAAUGUGACUUCAGUGAAUGACAAAAGGAAUACCUCCAAACCCAUGGUGACAGAUGCCUCUGUUUUGGAUUUACCCACAACCUACGAAACAAUACCUUCUACCAGUAACAGGCCAACAGCUAGCUCUACUGAGGGCCCAAGACCCACACCUGCAUAUUCCAUCCCUCCCUUGACUCAUAGCUUUGUUUCCAAGUUGCCUUUGAACUUGUCCACAGCAAAUUUCUCAGCACAUAACGAUCCUACGCAUUUUGGAUCAUCAGAAAAUUUCACCUGGUCUCUGGACAAUGACAGCAUGAACGUUCCUGACAAUAUUUCCAGUACAGACAGCAUUCUCCCUUUCCCUCCGAUGACUACACCUGUGACCCCUUUGACAGAUGAACCUACUGGAUGGCCUGCCACAGACAAUGACAACUUUGCUGGUUUUACCCUGUAUCAAGAAAAAACAACUUUACAGCCUACCUUAAAAUUCACCAAUAAUUCAAAAUUUUUUUCCAAUACAUCAGACUCCCCCAAAGAGUAUAAGAAUACAGGAAUAGUAUUCGGAGGCAUUUUAGGGGCAAUUUUGGGUGCAUCCCUGCUUAGCCUUGUAGGCUACUUAUUGUGUGGACAACGGAAGACAGAUUCAUUUUCCCAUCGGCGACUUUAUGAUGACAGAAAUGAACCAGUCCUGCGAUUAGACAAUGCACCAGACCCUUAUGAUGUCAAUUUUGGAAAUUCUAGUUACUACAACUCAGCUGUGAGUGAUUCAUCCAUACCAGAAAGCAGAGAAAGUGUACAAGAUGGCAUUCCUAUGGAUGAUAUACCUCCACUUCGAACCUCAAUGUAA
Arvicola amphibius (Eurasian water vole) is the source of this 993-nucleotide messenger RNA. It is a transcript of the gene Muc15, whose product is annotated as mucin 15, cell surface associated. The coding region runs from base 10 to 993 and encodes 327 amino acids. NCBI's taxonomy places the organism in Eukaryota, Metazoa, Chordata, Mammalia, Rodentia, Cricetidae. The record is from RefSeq and is a predicted model, not a curated record. The transcript has 3 exons.